This is a messenger RNA of Rotaria sp. Silwood1, 1893 nucleotides long. The record is from the annotation of a GenBank genome assembly. NCBI's taxonomy places the organism in Eukaryota, Metazoa, Rotifera, Eurotatoria, Philodinida, Philodinidae.
AUGAAUAUUGAGUUACUUUCGACAUUUCAACAAAAUUAUCCUGAAGAAUUCGAUGGCACACUGGAUUGUGCAUCGAUGGCUGUUUGUUGUGCUUUUAAUAAAGUUGGUUCAAUGUUAGCUGUUGGCUGUUCCGAUGGUCGUCUUGUUAUAUGGGAUUUUUUAACACGUGGUAUAGCUAAAAUAAUUUGUGCUGAUUGGUCACCAAUAUAUUGUAUAUCAUGGUCAAAAAAAUCUGAUCUAAUAGCAACAUCAUCAACAGAUAAUACGGUAUGUAUUUGGUAUACAUCAACAGGUCGUUGUCGUACACGUAUAUCAUGUAUACAAUCACCUAUACUUAAAGUUCAAUUUCAUCCACGUAAUUCAUCUUAUUUACUUAUAUGUCCAAUGAAACAUCCACCUGUAUUAAUUGAUAAUAAUGGUAAACAUACAAUAGUUACAAUUGAUGAUGAACCAAAUGAUAUUAUAUCAACAUUUGAUAGAAAAGGUGAACAUAUUAUAUUAGGUAAUAGUCGAGGUUUAAUUAUUGUUAAAACAUUUUCCGAUUUAAAAACUAUUUCAUCAUUUCGAAUUACGACUGGAACAAAUACAAAUACGGUAUUAAGACAUAUUGAAAUUCCUCGCCGAGGUCAAUAUUGUCUCGUUAAUACAAGUGAUCGAAUAAUUCGAAUCUAUAGCUAUACUGAAAUGUUAUCAUGUGGUAUUGGUCGUGAUCUCGAACCAAAACAAAAACUUCAAGAUCUUGUUAAUAAAUCAUUAUGGCGUAAAUGUUGUUGGUCAGGCGAUGGUGAAUAUAUAUGUGGUGCAUCGUCUCGACAACAUUCAUUAUAUAUUUGGGAAACUGUAUCAGGUAAUUUAGUUAAAAUUUUACAUGGUACAAAAGGUGAAGCAUUAGCUGAUGUAUGUUGGCAUCCAGUACGUCCGAUAAUUGCAAGUAUAUCAAGUGGUGUUGUAUCUAUAUGGUCACAUUCCCAAGUUGAAAAUUGGUCAGCAUUUGCACCAGAUUUUCGUGAACUUGAAGAAAAUGUUGAAUAUCAUGAACGUGAAUCAGAAUUUGAUAUUAAAGAUGAAGAUCGUAGUUUAGAUGGUUUAGAUUAUGCUGGUUCACCGAAUAAACGACAACGUUUAGAUACAAAUGGAAAUAUUAAAAAUGAUGAUGAUGAUAAUAUUGAAAUCGAUGUUGUUACUGAUCAACGUAUUGAAGCAUUAGUAUCAAGUGAUGAUGAUGAUAUUAAUGAUCAACUUAUUUAUUUACCAGUUGCACCUGACAUUGAAGAUCCUGAUAUUGAAUUUCCAACACCUGUAUCUAAUAUACCUAAAACUCGUACAACAAGUCCAUCACUACAAACACGUGUAUCAGCUGAUGAAACAUAUGAUAUUCAAUUAAAAAUUCCACCUGUUCAUGAUGUACAUCCAUAUUUUGGUGGAACAAAACAACCACGAUCAACAGUUAAUACAUUAAUAAAUACUCAAGAUUCUAUAGGUAAUAAACGUGAAAUAAAAAAUCGUCGUAAAGGACAUCAUCAUCAUCAUCAUCACCACCAUCAUCAUCAUCAUCAAUUUCAACAACAAAAUUCUCUUUUACAACAAGAACAAACAAGUCAACAAACAAUUUUAUUACCAAAAUCAAUUGAUGCAGCCGUAGCAACUGUAACAAAUAAUCAAAAACGCUCGUUAGUAACACAAACAUUAGAAACCAAAGGACAACGAGCACGUUCAGCUCGUCUUGAAGGCAAAAAAGCUGCAGCAACAACACCAGUUGUAGUUAAUACACAAACAUCCGUAUCAAUAACGACAACAACAACAACUGAAGAAAUAAUUAGUGCACCACGUACUAAGCGUGGUAGUCAUCAUACACAUUCAAUCGAUAAUGAUGUUGACUUUGUGCCACAUUAA